CGUGACUCUGAUGCUUAUCAACAACGCGUGAAGAUUGCAAUAAGGAUCCUCCCUGGAAGGCGAGGAGGAGUGACUUCCAGGGGGUUGGGAGGAGGUGGAGUGCAGCUCUCGCCUAUAAGGAGGUGCCCAGCGCCUGGUGCCGCUUCUAGCCGCAGCUCGCGAGGUGCAUUGCCGCGGCGGCAGCCGGGCUGAGCGCUCGGCUCGGGCGCUGCCGCCGCCGCCGCUGUUCGGAACGACUCCCCCCACCAGGGCCGCCGAGCGGCGUCUCUCGCCUGCUCCUGCACCCGGAGUGCCUGGAUGCUGCAUGGAGUAAAUGAGCGGAGAAAAAGGGAGAGCACAGAGGCUGAGAAGCACUCAGAGAGCGAGAGCAGGGGAGACAGGUGUGCGUCUGCUGGCUUCCCCCCGCUGGGCUGAAGAUGGAUUCCCCAGCCCUCGGGGCUGUCGCUCUGCUGCUCGCCGGUUUUUGGCGCCUGGGAUUAACGGCGACAAAUUAUAAUUGUGACGGUGCAUUGGUGUCUACCUUACCUUCAUCAGCCUUUACCAGUUCUUCUGAGUUCCUCAGUACUCACAGUCCCAGCUUUGCGAAGCUCAACAGGCGAGAUGGAGCUGGAGGCUGGUCCCCUCUGGACUCCAACAAGCAGCAGUGGCUCCAGGUUGAUCUUGGAGACAGAGUGGAGAUUGUUGGGGUCGCUACCCAGGGCAGGUAUGGGAGCUCUGACUGGGUAACCAGCUACACACUGAUGUUCAGUGACACCGGUCGCAACUGGAAGCAGUACAGAAAAGAUGACACUGUUUGGGUUUUCACAGGAAACAGCAAUGCUGACAGUGUGGUUCACCACAAACUCCUGUACUCCAUGAAAGCUCGCUUCUUGCGCUUCAUCCCUCUGAAGUGGAAUUUUGGUGGUCACAUAGGGCUGAGAGUGGAGGUCUUCGGCUGCUCUUAUAAGUCAGAUAUUGCAGACUUCGAUGGCAGAAGUUCCCUCCUCUACAGGUUCAAUCAGAAGCUUAUGAGCACGUUCAAAGAUGUGGUUUCCUUAAAGUUCAAGAGCAUGCAGGAGGAUGGAGUCUUAUUCCAUGGAGAAGGACAACGAGGAGACUAUAUUACCCUGGAACUACAGAAGGGGAAGCUCUCCUUGCACAUCAACCUGGGGGAUUCCAACCUGCACUUCACUAACAGCCACACAUCCAUCACCCUGGGCAGCCUCCUGGAUGACCAACACUGGCACUCAGUUCUCAUAGAGCGCUUCAACAAGCAGGUGAACUUCACAGUGGACAAGCAUACUCAGCAUUUUCGAACGAAGGGGGACUCGGAUCACUUAGAUAUUGAUUACGAGCUCAGCUUUGGAGGCAUUCCUGUCCCAGGGAAACCAGGAACCUUUCAGAGGAAAAACUUCCAUGGCUGCAUUGAGAACCUCUAUUACAAUGGAGUCAAUAUAAUUGACCUGGCAAAAAGGCGCAAACCUCAGAUCUAUACUGUGGGGAAUGUGACCUUUUCCUGCUCAGAACCACAAAUUGUUCCCAUCACCUUUGUCAACUCCAGUAGAAGCUACUUGUUACUGCCUGGAACUCCUCAAAUUGAUGGGUUGUCAGUCAGUUUUCAGUUUCGAACGUGGAAUAAAGAUGGCUUACUCCUGUCCACCGAAUUGUCUGAAAAUUCAGGAUCUCUUUUGGUUUAUCUCCAUGGUGGGAGAUUGACACUUCUUAUUCAGAAAAUGGCAGAAGACCCAGUGGAAAUCAGUGAAGGCACCAAUCUCCAUGAUGGGCUUUGGCAUUCACUUAGCAUCAACGCUAGAAGACAUCGCAUUACCCUGACACUGGAUAACAAUGCUGCCACAGCUAACCAUGCAACCACUGUCUCAAGAAUUUACUCAGGGAACAGCUACUAUUUUGGAGGGUGCCCUGACAACUUCACUGAUUCCCAAUGUUUAAAUCCCAUUACUGCUUUUCAAGGCUGUAUGAGGCUCAUCUUUAUUGAUAACCAGCCCAAGGACCUCAUUUUAGUUCAGCAAGGCUUCCUGGGGAAUUUUAGUGAUUUACACAUUGAUCUGUGUGACAUCAAAGACAGAUGUUUGCCUAACUACUGUGAACACGGAGGAAAAUGUUCUCAGUCCUGGACCACCUUUUACUGCGACUGUAAUGACACGAGUUAUAUGGGGGCAACCUGUCAUAACUCCAUCUAUGAACAAUCAUGUGAGGCUUACCGGCACCAAGGGAAGACGUCAGAUUUCUUCUACAUUGACUCUGAUGGAAGUGGACCACUUGGACCGCUUCGGGUUUUUUGCAAUAUAACAGAAGACAAGAUCUGGACUGCAGUGCAGCACAACAACACAGGGCUAACCAGAGUUCAAGGAGCUGGUCCAGAGAAGCCCUACACCAUGUCCUUUAACUACAACAGCAGCUCAGAGCAGCUUGAAGCUGUGAUAAACAGUGCGGAGUACUGCGAACAGGAGGCAGCCUACCACUGCAAAAAGUCACGUCUCCUCAACACCCCGAAUGGAAUACCAUUUGCUUGGUGGGUUGGACGUGCCAAUGAAAAGCAUCUUUACUGGGGAGGAUCACUUCCGGGCAUUCAGCAGUGUGCAUGUGGACUCGAAGAAAGUUGUCUGGAUAUGAGAUAUUUUUGCAACUGUGACGCAGAUAGAGAAGAAUGGACAAAUGAUACCGGCCUCCUUGCUUUCAAAGACCAUUUGCCCGUAACUCAGAUAGUGAUCACUGACACAAACAGAUCAAAUUCUGAGGCUGCUUGGAAAAUCGGUCCUUUGCGUUGCUAUGGAGACAGGCAGUUCUGGAACGCUGCUUCCUUCAACACAGAGGCUUCCUACCUGCACUUCCCAACCUUCCAUGCUGAGGUCAGUGCAGACAUCUCCUUCUUCUUCAAAACUACGUCUCUCUCUGGAGUAUUCUUGGAAAACCUUGGGAUGAAAGACUUCAUACGAAUUGAAAUAAGAUCCCCCAAAGAGAUCACCUUCUCCAUAGAUGUUGGAAAUGGCCCCGCAGAAGCAACCGUGCAGUCUCCCACACCCCUGAAUGACAAUCAGUGGCACUAUGUCCGAGCAGAGCGGAACCUCAAGCAAACCAGUCUCCAGGUGGACAACCUCCCUGAGAAGGUCCUGGAGGCACCUGCAGAGGGGCACUUUCGGUUGCAGCUCAACAGCCAAUUAUUUGUAGGAGGAACAGCUUCCAGACAAAAGGGCUUUUUGGGAUGCAUUCGAUCUCUGCACUUAAAUGGACAGAAACUUGACCUUGAAGAAAGAGCUAAAAUGACUCCUGGUGUUAAACCUGGAUGUCCAGGGCACUGCAGUAGUUAUGGUAAUCUAUGCCAUAAUGGAGGAAAAUGCGUGGAGAAGUACAAUGGGUAUUCUUGUGAUUGCACCGGCUCAGCCUACGAAGGGCCCUUCUGCAAAGAAGAGGUUUCUGCUUUAUUUGAAGCUGGCACUUCUAUUACCUAUAUUUUCCAAGAACCUUAUCCUGUCACAAAAAACGCAAGCACUUCAAGUUCUGCCAUUUAUGCGGAUGCCAUCAUGUCCAAGGAAAAUAUCGCAUUUAGCUUUCUUACGUCACAUGCUCCAAGCCUUCUGCUGUACGUCAACACCUACUUUCAUGAAUAUUUGGCUGUGAUUCUUUCCAAGAAUGGAAGUUUACAGGUUCGAUACAAGUUGAGUAAGGAUGGACUGCUCAUCUUCACAAUUGACUCUGGAAAUUUUGCCAACCGAGAGAUGCAUCAUGUGAAGAUAAACAGAGAAGGCAGAGAGCUCAUCAUUCAGGUUGAUCAAGUUAUCAAACUCAAACACAACUUUUCUGAGAUUGAUUUUAAGGCCAUCAAAUCUCUUACUUUGGGCAAGGUCACAGACAGUUUAACACUGGACCCUGAAGUCUCAAAGGCAAAUGCCUACGGUUUCACUGGCUGCAUGUCUUCUGUUUGGUAUAACCACAUCGCUCCCCUGAAAGCUGCCUUACGCCAUCCAAGCAUUGCUCCCGUGACCGUCAAGGGUUCCUUGACCGAAUCCAGCUGCUCAUCCCUAACGGAAGCAGAUGUGAACACAGCAACCACCAUAUAUUCCUCUUCAGAUCCAUUUGGGAAGACAGACGAAAGAGAGCCUCUCACCAAUGCGGUCAGAAGUGAUUCUGCUGUGAUUGGAGGUGUAAUAGCAGUUGUGAUAUUCAUCAUCUUUUGCAUCAUCGCCAUCAUGAGCAGAUUCCUCUAUCAGCACAAACAGGCACAUCGAAGUAGCCAAACAAAGGAGAAGGAAUACCCAGAAAAUCUUGAGAGCUCUUUUAAAGCUGACAUUGACUUGCAGAACACAGUGAGCGAGUGCAAACGAGAAUAUUUUAUUUGAUGGACAACGCAAUUUCUUUUUACUCUUACUCGCCUGAACUUCCUUCCUCCCUUCCUUUCUUCCCCCUACUCUUCCUCCCUUCUCCCCCCCCCCCCCCCCUUUUUUUUUAAAUGUUCUUUUUCUUUUUUUAUUUGGGAAAGAUCACCCUGCAAAACAAACACUGACAACAAUCACAGUGCCUCAUUCUCUGCAUAACAACCUGGCAAUCGCAGUUUACUUCUGCGGCUCAAGAGACCUGUUAUCCCACUCUAAACAAAGUUAGAUCCACACACUCACCUAGUUUCUGCUGCGACUUCCUGGAUGUUCUGAAGUCCCUACUUUAACUCUUGUUAAACUCUUGUGUUUGUUGCACUGUGUUGUUCCCCCCCCUCCCCCCGCUCUUCAACCAGUUAUUUCGUCACACUUACAAUAGAGCUGGACUACGUAAGUACAUAGCUCCAUAGAUCCUGGGACAGCAGAGAGGGAAAGAAUGAGACCAAACCACCUGACUUACUUCACAGGCUUAUUUAAACAGCCAUAACAAACAAGGACAAUUCUCAAAUGAUACAAACAGACAUAUCUCAAUUGAUUUCAGCAAUCACAUUAAUUUAUACCAGUUGAGUCACCAAUAUGAGGUAACAAAAAAAACCAAAACUGUCUUUCUUAUUUAAGCUCCUCCCCCCGACCUCCUGUCCUUUUACUGUAACUUUUAGGCUUACUGAUUCUUUUCCAAGAAUAUAUGUAUCAACAACAAAUAUCAUUCCUGUACACCUCUUUCACCGCCAUCUCAUAAGGCUGGCUUUGUAGACCCAACAUACUCUAGCAUAUCUCUAGCUGUAGCAUGGUAAAUAGUAGCUUGAAUCUCCAAGGGUUUUAGGAAGCUGCUAGGACUUAGGUGCACUAUAUUUGUCUGAAACGUUACAAAUGCAGCAUAUGUUCAUGACAUAUGGAGGAUUAUCACAUGCUGAGGUUAAACACUGUUACCACUGAGGCAAAUAAAAUACACAAAAGGAAAAGUAGAAAUAGUUUUAUCUUAAAUGUUAUUCACCAGUAAUUAAAAUAAAAAUAAUUAGAAACAAUUUCAAGUGCUCAAAAAAAUCCUGCAAAAACUGCAUGAAAGAUUGAGUGAUAGUUCUUUGUACAACAGAGGUUUAACAUUAUGUCUUAAAAGGUUAAUAUUUAAUCAAGCCUAUGAAAUCUGUGAGAAAAAUCCCAAAUGCUACAAUUAAGACGAACAGUAGAGAAGAUUAAAGCCUUCUGUCCUUUCCUGACUAGGAACAAUACCGAAGGCUCAAAUCCUGCCCAUUUUAAUUGUUCUGCAUAGCUUUAGUAUGAGCCUUUUUAGUCAUAGAUGUUGUAACACUAGGGAAUUGAGAAGUCCCUCCAAGGUGAGGUUUUUCCACACCUUGCCUAUUUUCUUCCCAGGGCUGCUGAAGAGUAUUUAGAAUUUGCUGUCAGACACCUGCAUCUGUGUUAAAACCGUUUCAUUUAGAGCAACCCCUGUGUGUGCUGACUCUGACAACCUAAUGUUCUUAAUAAGCUUUACGAAGAACAGAACAGGAAGGAAGGGAAAGCAUACAGGUGCUUUUUUCUCAUCCUGUAAAACUAUCUUUCUCCAUUCAGACUGAUAGACACAAGCCAUCCUUCUGCUUUGCUACACGUUAGUUCGUAGGAAUGAAAAUACUACAAAUUGCAACUAUAGAGUUCAAAACACAGCAGAAUACCUGGAGAAGGGAUGCUAAGCAAUGAAACAGUCCUCUCAUUUUUGAAGUGACUAGAUUGCUUUCAGCCAUCAGAAUUGGAUUCUGCAAGACGCUUAAAUUUCUCAAGGAGGAUCGAGUUCCCAUCACCAAAUGUAGAUACUAGCGUUGCUUUACACAUUUCAGAUAAACUUCAGUGGCUUGGUUCUGGGAGAGGUGUAAGUGGUAUGCUAUGUGCAAGCACAGAACAGGAAUACAGUGUGUCAGCUUGAUUUAUUUUCCUUUCCCUCGUUCAUUAUAGUCUAGACUGGUAAAACUUCUUGAAAGUUUUGCUACAUCAGUGUGCUUCUGUAAAGAAAAAGAACUGCACAUACAUAAAUGCAUGCACAAGUAUAAGGAAACACAUGCAUCUGUACCCAUGGAUGUAGUGAGCGUGAAUGUUUAUAUGCUACAGAGCCGGAUAAAAGAACACUUCUGUAGAGGCAUGCAUAUAAGAUCCUGCUUUUAAAUCAGGUUGCUGAUGCUCUAACUAAAAAAAAACAAAAAAAAACAAAAAAACAAAAAAAAACCACCUAAAUAGGCAAGAAGAUAAACCCUUCCAAUAUUUAUUUAAUUUGCUUAUUUAUUUUAUUGCAGUGCUUUCUAUAGUGAAGGCAUCAUUGGUUUACUUUAGUAAAAGUUAGUGACAAUUAAAAUUAUAGAAAAUAAAUAUGAUUUUUCAAAAAUCUCCCAAUGUUAAGACUGCCUUCAUUUUUCACAGUUCAAAUUAAAUCACUCCCCUCCCCACCCCUCAAAUUGCAAACUGCUCAUGCUAUUUUUAUUAAAAGGGCUUUAAUCCAAAGGUGGGGGGGGGGGGGGGGGGGUUCUUCCCUGUUUUCUUUUACUAUCAUCCUAAGUAACAGCUUUCAGUAAACAUCAAGAAAAAUACUUUGUAUGUAUACAAUGUCAGGACUUAUUUUAAUAUAAAGCCAAAGAGCACUAGAGGUUUUUGGAGUGUUUCUGUUAGGGAAAAGAACAGAAACUAUUCCACAAGAAACGCCUCAGAGAAUACAAGGGGAAAUUGGAAGGACCCCAAAACCCUUUUUUUUUUUUCCCCCCUCCUAGAAUUCUGUAACCUCUGAAAAUUAUUUCUUUCCUAGGUAUUUUUAGGCUACCAAAUACCGAGAUACAGAUUUAGGCACUGCAAAUUCCUAUUUCCCAGAAAUGACUUAGCCAAUAAUAGCCACACUUUGUGCAUCUGCUUUGCUGUGAGAUGUUUUAAGUACUACAAAGCAUUUAAGGACCUCUGAAAGUUGAGUCUCAUUUCUCUAUUAGAAAUAAAGCAUUAGUCCAAAUAACCAGCAGUGUAAUCUGCAGUAAGAUUUUCCACUGUCCUUAUUUAUUAACUGGAGAAAGGACUACAAGUGUAUUUUUAACAUGCAUACCUCCUCCCCCCCCCCUUUUUCUUGUCAUGGCACUACAAUGAAGACUAAGCCAAUCAGGAGACAGGCUGUUAACUCAGACUAACUAAACUCAUUUGGGUGAAAUUAGCUUUAAAAAAAAAAAAACAAACAAAUUACAAAAACAACAACUAUUUAGAGCUAUGCUAAGAUUAACUUCAAUCACAAGACUCCCCUAACAAUUAGUUACGUUAAAAUAGAUGACCAAAAAAAAAAAAAAAAAACA
This is a messenger RNA of Lagopus muta (rock ptarmigan), 7681 nucleotides long. RefSeq names its product contactin associated protein family member 5 (gene CNTNAP5). NCBI's taxonomy places the organism in Eukaryota, Metazoa, Chordata, Aves, Galliformes, Phasianidae. The record is from RefSeq and is a predicted model, not a curated record. Bases 417 to 4337 code for a protein of 1306 amino acids. The transcript has 24 exons.